Messenger RNA from Ochotona curzoniae (black-lipped pika), 3371 nucleotides. It is a transcript of the gene SLC25A24, whose product is annotated as solute carrier family 25 member 24. The coding region runs from base 108 to 1535 and encodes 475 amino acids. The transcript has 10 exons. NCBI's taxonomy places the organism in Eukaryota, Metazoa, Chordata, Mammalia, Lagomorpha, Ochotonidae. Gene Ontology annotation, cellular component: mitochondrial inner membrane. The record is from RefSeq and is a predicted model, not a curated record. Gene Ontology annotation, molecular function: calcium ion binding; ATP transmembrane transporter activity. Gene Ontology annotation, biological process: transmembrane transport.
GGGCCCCUCCCAGCCAGGCCUUACUCAGGUCCAGGACGCGCCCCUGCAGCCCGCGGCCGCCGCUGCCCCCGUCACUGGGCCGUCCCUCGCCCACCGCCCCGGGAACCAUGCUGCGCUGGCUCCGGGGCUUCGUGCUGCCUGCCGCGGCCUGCCAGAGCGCUGAGCCGCCGACGCGCUACGAGACCCUGUUCCAGGCGCUCGACCGCAAUGGGGACGGCGUGGUGGACAUCCGCGAGCUGCAGGAGGGGCUCAAGAGCCUGGGCAUCCCUCUGGGCCAGGACGCCGAGGAGAAAAUUUUUACUACUGGAGAUGUCAACAAAGAUGGGAAGCUGGAUUUUGAAGAAUUUAUGAAGUACCUUAAAGACCAUGAGAAAAAGAUGAAACUGGCAUUCAAGAGUUUGGACAAAAACAAUGAUGGAAAAAUUGAAGCUUCAGAAAUUGUCCAAUCUCUGGAGACACUAGGUCUGACCAUUUCUGAACAACAGGCAGAGUUGAUCCUUCAAAGCAUUGAUGCUGAUGGGACAAUGACAGUGGACUGGAAUGAAUGGAGAGACUACUUCUUGUUUAAUCCUGCUACGGACAUUGAGGAGAUUGUCCGCUUUUGGAAACAUUCCACAGGAAUUGACAUAGGGGAUAGUUUAACUAUUCCGGAUGAAUUCACAGAAGAUGAGAAAAAGUCUGGCCAGUGGUGGCGGCAGCUGCUGGCAGGAGGGGUCGCCGGUGCCGUGUCUCGAACUAGCACUGCGCCUUUGGAUCGCCUGAAAGUCAUGAUGCAGGUGCAUGGCUCAAAAUCAAUGAACAUAUUUGGUGGCUUUCGACAGAUGAUAAAAGAAGGAGGUAUCCGUUCCCUUUGGAGAGGAAAUGGUACCAAUGUCAUUAAAAUUGCUCCCGAGACAGCUGUUAAAUUCUGGGCCUAUGAGCAGUACAAGAAGUUGCUUACUGAGGAAGGACAGAAAAUUGGAACAUUUGAGAGAUUUGUUUCUGGUUCCAUGGCUGGAGCGACUGCACAGACUUUCAUUUACCCCAUGGAGGUUUUGAAAACCAGGCUGGCUGUAGGCAAAACUGGGCAGUACUCUGGAAUAUAUGACUGUGCCAAGAAGAUUUUGAAGCAUGAAGGUUUUGGAGCUUUUUACAAAGGUUAUAUUCCCAAUUUAUUAGGCAUCAUACCUUAUGCAGGCAUAGAUCUUGCUGUAUAUGAGCUCUUGAAGUCUCACUGGCUAGAUAAUUUUGCCAAAGACUCUGUGAACCCUGGAGUCAUGGUGCUGCUGGGGUGUGGGGCCUUAUCCAGUACGUGUGGUCAGCUGGCCAGCUACCCCCUGGCCUUGGUGAGAACUCGCAUGCAGGCGCAAGCUAUGGUGGAAGGAGCCCCGCAGCUGAACAUGGUUGGCCUCUUUAGAAGAAUCAUUUCUAAAGAGGGCCUCCCCGGACUUUAUCGAGGAAUUACCCCGAACUUCAUGAAGGUGCUUCCUGCUGUAGGCAUCAGCUACGUGGUGUAUGAGAAUAUGAAACAAACCUUAGGGGUAACUCAGAAAUGACAGGUUUGAAGUUUUGACUUUAGCAUGAUUAAUGAAAUUUCCAGCCAUUUCUGGGGAGACUUUUUCUCCUAAACUCGUAACAAGUGUGUGGCAAAACAGAAACAACUCUUCCUCCUUCACAAAAGGAAAAUACACGUCGCUGAUCAGUUUAGGCAUUUGAGCUUACUUUUCUAUACACAGAAAUGUUAAGGAUCAUAGUUUUAGGAAGCCACAGAACCACACCAGUAAUACUCUUUGGCAAGUCUCUGCCCUUGAACCCUAAAUCUCAAAAUGUAUUUGCUUGAAUUAAAUUGGUUUUGUGUGAUAGAACUAUUAAUCAGUAAUCUUUAGUUUGGUCGAUUUAAGUCUGUGCCAGUUCUUUUAUACUUGUAUGUCUUUUUCUUUAAAACAAAAUGAUUAUAAAACCUUGAGACAUAAAUUAUUUUAUAUAUUUGGGAUAUUUUUCUAGAUGUCUUAACAUUCUGUGUAAAACCAAGAAAACACAAUCAUUGCACUUAAAAUACACCUCCCAACAAUCAGAGUAAAGUUUAUGCCUUUCCCUUUCUUUAAGCAGAAUAAGAAUGAACAUACAUAGCAGAACUUGUAACAAGUGAUGAAGUAAUAUUUAUUUUGGUGGGCACUUUUUCAUUUUGCUUUCAUUGUUAUUUGGUUCCUUCUAUUAUACACUGAUUGUCAAUACCAGGCAGCUUAUUUAAGAGAUUCUGUCUGUUGUUGUGUUGAAAAGUGGCUAUGAAAAAAAAAAUCAAGAUUCAAACCCAAACUCAAGCGCUUUGGCCUUAGAAGAGUAUCUGUCUUCUCCUUGGCCUUUGUGUCCUGCUUUUUUAAUCAGAGUCUGUCUCAGAAAGGCUUUCCUGGGACCACUGUCAGUGAUGCGAAACCCCUGUUUGUUAAUUACGUGAAAUGGAUUGAUAGUGAGUUUUCUCUCCACUGCAGACUUUUUUGGAAACUGCCAUUCUCAGUCUGGGAGCACAAAGCUAAGACAAUAGUAUUAAUUCAUGCUAUUGUUAGAUUAAUGAGGCUAAGGAGAAUAUCUUAUAGUCGUGUGUAUUAAUCUUAUAUAUAUAUGCCCACUUUAAAUAAAAGACCCAAGUUUCAACAUACACAUUUAUGUAAUAUCUUGUCUCAAAUUUUGGGAAUAUGGUAUGAUUUGGAAACUUUAGCUUACAGUAUUGGUGGCAUUUACUUUACCACAACAGUUUUUGGUCGCAAGCAUCUUUUCUGAUUUGUACAAUUAGAGCUUUAGUUGAAGCUGUUAUCCACUUCCUAAGCUCGUUUGAGUUCAAUUUUCUAAUAAUUUUUAUAAGUGGCCAGCAUGUAAAUGAAAAUCUUAUGAUGUAGUAAGCACUUAUUUUAUUUAAACCUACCUCUUAUUUUUUUAACCAAAGGGAAAAGAUGGACUGUGAUUGUGAAAUGUAAGAUAUAAUUUCAUCUAUUUGAAUUGUGUCCAAUAAAUGGUUCAGUAUUUUUAUAAUACACACAUAUAUAUGUAUGCGUGGGACUCUUUCUAGAGUUAUUUGUACUUUUGAAUAAGAUAUAAAAUAACUGUUGAGGUACAUGAUUAACUCUCUUUACUCAUGAAAUUAUGGAAAUGAACAGUUUUGCUAACAUUUUUGGAAUUCCAGACUGUAGAAACAUGAAUAUAUUCAUUUUUUUCAUUAUGAUUUUAAAUUGUUCUCUGAAUUUUUAAGGUAUGAAUGUGAUUUGUCUAUGCAUUUUGUAACUUUUGAAAAAAAAAGAUCUUCCAUGUUUUGGAGCAAAGCCCAGGAUGUAAUAGACUUUGUUUCUGAUGUUACUGCAUACUGUCUUUUCAUUUAUAUUAAAAAUGUUUGUUUAGAA